AUGGUUAUAUCUUUCUGCCUAACUAUAUCAUUGUUGUUAUCCCUCACAAAUGCCUUUGAGGUUUCAAUGAGGACUCUUGAUUAGGACAGAUAAUUAUCAAGGGAUUAAAUUCAAUUCAAAGGCAAGUUAAGUUUUCUGUUUAACAUAAGAGACAAUUUGAAUAUGCCUGCAGUUUGGAAUAAGUUUUUCAGUGAGGCUCCAUAGGAAAUGUACUCAAUAUAUUACCAUUCUAGCUUCAAGAGCAUUAUUAAUCUUGAUUAGUAAAUCACAGCAUUCAGAGUUCCAAGAGUCAGAAUUGAUAGUGAUGAAUAUGACACUUUCAAAGCUUGGACUUAGCUCAUCAAGAUGGCUACAAUUAAUGAUAAAAACCAAAAGUUUAUCCUUCUUACGGAUUCGUCCAUUCCAAUCUUCAAUUUCUUUACUAUUUACGAAGCGGCUUUGUCUAAUGACUAUACUCUGUUGCAAGCUGCUCCUUUUGAACUUGGAAAAGACACUCUAUUUCCAACUUACAGCAGACUUCUAUCAUUGUUCAGUUCAGAUGAAGUUCUUAGACACAGUGCAACAAUGAUCCUGAGAAAAGACCAUGCUAUUUUGCUACUUAAAAAGAAUGAAGAGAUUUUGAAUACUUUUAGAAGACUCAGACCAAUGCCAGAUCCAAAUAACGUUCUUAUAGGAACUUAUCUUAAAAAAGAAGGACUUAGUGAAGAGUUGAGAAACCAUUGCAUAGCUUAUAAUGACUUUUCAACUGAUUUCGAUAGCUUUGAUUAGUUGAUCACAUACGAGGACUUAGGAGAUGCUCAAAUUGAUUGUCUAUUCUACUCAAAUGUUACAAGAGGCACUAAAAUUCAGGAUGAUGCAUUCCAAAGAAUAUUCAAACUAGGAAAACCAUAGGCACCAAAGAAACAAGAUGAUAGUGAAAGCAGAUAAUAUGAUGAACUUUGA
Molecule: messenger RNA, 942 nt
Organism: Stylonychia lemnae
Lineage: Eukaryota; Ciliophora; Spirotrichea; Sporadotrichida; Oxytrichidae
Source: the annotation of a GenBank genome assembly